AUGUUGUUUGCUCAGUCUGGUCAUGUUUCUACUGUCAAGUAUUUUCUUGAUCAUGGUGGUGAUCUCGUGAAAGGAGAUAACAAAGGACAGACAGUUCUCCACCAUGCUAUGUGUAUAGGAUGCUGCAAUGUGACAGAGUUCCUCCUGUCAAAAGGACUGCCUGUUGACAUAGACCGUGGCCAUGGAACACCACUCUACAUGGCUGCUUUAAAUGAGCAGGAUAAGACAGUGAAGAUUUUGUUGGACUACCACGCAAAUCCUAACAUCAUUAUCAACGGUGCUAACAGUCUCCUUAUGAGUGCUCUUGUUUACCGUUCAUUGAAGUGCAUGAAGCUACUCAUUAAGGCUGGUGCCGAUGUUGAUUGCAAGGGUUCCAUUGCGACUCCUUUAGUGCUCGCUACGAUGCUAGGAGGUUAUACCAACUACAUUAAGCUCUUAUUGAAGGCUGGAGUAGAUCCUAAUAUUCCCGAUGAUUUGGGUAGGUUGCCAGUAGAGCUUGCUGCGAUAUGUGAUUACAUGGAAGAGGUUGAAAUGUUGUUUCCUGUGACUUCUCCAAUUCCAAAUGUCCCAAACUGGAGUAUUGAAGGAGUAAUUUCUCAUGCAAAGAUUGAAGAAAAGAAGUCAAUUGAGCAACGACACCUUGAAAGAAGAAAAAGUUUGUUCAAGUCACAUGCUGAUAAGGCAUUCAAGCAGAAGGACUAUAAGAUGGCAACAAAGUGGUCAAAAGUGGCAAUAGAGCAUACAGAGAGUGUAACACUGUAUGCAAACAGGAGUCUUUGCAAACUGCUCAUGGAUGAUGGUGAAGGUGCUUUGUCAGAUGCUCUCAUGUGCAGAAUGCUGCGACCUGAUUGGGCAAAAGCUUGCUACCGUCAAGGUGCAGCUCACAUGCUACUCAAGGAGUAUAAACAAGCCUGUGAUGCUCUCUUGGACGCACAAAAUUUGGAUCCUGGGAAUGCCAAAAUUGAGGGUGAACUACGGAAGGCUAGGGAACUGAUGAAGAACCCUCCGGGUGAAGGCGAGCAAUGA
Molecule: messenger RNA, 1026 nt
Organism: Triticum turgidum subsp. durum (durum wheat)
Lineage: Eukaryota; Viridiplantae; Streptophyta; Magnoliopsida; Poales; Poaceae
Source: the annotation of a GenBank genome assembly